GUGUGUGUGUGUGUGUGUGUGUGUGUGCGCGCGAGCGUGUGUCUAGCUCUCGCUCUUUCCCUCAGUCUGUGCCUCUGUGUGUGUGUGUGUGAGUGUGUGUGUGACAGAGAGGAGAGAGAGAGCGCGAGAGGAGAGCGAGAGAGCGAGCUGCGAGCUGUGCUGCCGCCGCCGCUGCCCUUUGAUCCCGACAUUAGUGUUAGGGGCUCGGAGACACAGCGCGCGGCCAUAGACACCGCCGCACCGGCGCUCAUUUAUUUAUACCUGCCAUCACACGCGAGCACAGGACACACACACACUCACACCUAUUAGAUCUGUUUCCAUUGAAGAAUAUUACGCUCGGGGACAAGCCAGGUGCACGACCAAAAAAAAUUUUUUUUAAAAAGGAAAAAAAAAAAAGAAAGAAAGAAAAGAAAGAAAGAAAGAAAGGAAAGAAAAGAAGAAAACCCCUCUUCUGGCUCCAAGAAACAAGCUUCAGCCCAUUGCACACACCGGAGAGAAGGGGUUUCCCCCUGCCCGCCCCCCAACUACCUCCCCGCUCCUGCCAGUGUCUGCCUGUCUGCCCCCACGGGGGUUUAUUUGAUCUCACAUUAACCAAGGAGGAGAAUGUGAGAAAAGGGGGAAAAUGCCCAGGAGGAAGCAGGAGCAGCCCAAGCGCCUUCCUUCACAUGUUAGUAGGCAGGACGAGGCGGAGGGAGAUUUCAGCGAAGGAGAACAGUGGUAUGGGAACUCCUCUGAGACUCCGUCAGAAGCAUCCUAUGGGGAGGUCCAAGAGAACUAUAAGCUGUCCCUGGAGGACCGGAUCCAGGAGCAGUCCACAUCCCCCGACACCUCCCUGGGCAGUGCCACCCCCAGCAGCCACACGCUGGAGCUGGUGUCCCUUGAUGGUGAGGUUCUCCGAGACUCUCUGCAGUGUCAAGGCCACCUUUCACCCGGAGUGUCCUCUGUGUGCGACGAUGACCCUCCUAGUUCCAAUAAACCUCUGAGCAGCAACUUGCGGAGGCUGCUGGAGGCUGGGUCCCUCAAACUCGAUGGCACAGCCAAUGGCAGGGUGGAGUCCCCCGUGAAUGUUGGCCCCAGUCUGUCAUUUUCCCCACCAUCCCACCAUGCCCAGCAACUCAGUGUCCUGGCCAGGAAGCUGGCAGAGAAGCAGGAUCAGAGUGACCAAUACACCCCAAGCAACCGUUUCAUAUGGAAUCAAGGUAAGUGGUUGCCGAACUCAGCCACCACCUGCGGCCUGUCCCCCGACUCCGCCAUCCUCAAACUGAAAGCCGCAGCCAACGCUGUUCUGCAGGACAAGUCUCUGUCCCGGACGGAGGAAAGCCUGAGGUUUGAGUCCUUUUCCUCCCCGUUCAGCUCGCAGUCCGCCAGCUCCACCUUGGCGGCUUUGUCUAAGAAAGUGAGCGAGAGAAGUCUGACACCGGGUCAGGAGCACCCGCCUCCGGCCAGCUCUUUCCUGUCAUUGGCCUCCAUGACCUCCUCUGCAGCCCUUCUGAAGGAAGUGGCCGCCAGGGCUGCGGGUAGCCUUCUGGCUGAGAAGUCGUCUUUAUUGCCUGAUGACCCUCUACCACUGCCGCCUUCUGAGAAGAAGCCAGAGAAAGUCACCCCGCCCCCUCCCCCACCGCCGCCUCCAGCACAGCCUCAGUCCCUGGAAUUACUGCUACUUCCAGUUUCCAAGGGAAGAGUCUCCAAGCCCUCCAAUUCAGCCCCAGAAGAAGAAAGCGGGAAGCCAUUCCAAUGUCCAAUAUGUGGUUUGGUUAUAAAAAGGAAGAGUUACUGGAAGCGGCAUAUGGUGAUUCACACAGGCUUAAAAAGUCAUCAGUGUCCACUCUGUCCGUUCCGGUGUGCUCGCAAGGACAAUCUCAAAUCCCACAUGAAGGUUCAUCAACAUCAGGACCGGGGAGAGACCUUUCAGUGCCAGCUGUGCCCUUUCACAUCCUCACGCCACUUCAGCCUGAAACUGCACAUGCGUUGCCAUCAGCACUUCCUGAGGACAGAGGCCAAGGUGAAGGAGGAGAUCCCAGACCCAGAUGUCAAGGGAUCUCCCCACCUCAGUGACAGUGGCUGCCUGGGGCAGCAGAGGGAAGGAGGAGGGACAGAGCUAGUGGGGACCGUGAUGACGUCUAACACGCCAGAGAGGAUUGGCCAGGGUGAGGCUGGCGUUGCACCUUUGCUGGUGAAGGAGGAACCCAAGGAAGAUAACGGCCUGCCCGCCUCCUUCACCCUGAAUGCCGCCGCCGCCAGGCCCUCCAACCACACAAAGCUGAACGAGCCCUCCGAGGGUGUGGCCCACAGUGCUGCAGCAUUGUUCAGCCAAGACAUCUCGGUUAAGAUGGCCUCCGAUUUUCUCAUGAAGCUGUCAGCUGCAAACCAGAAGGAGCCUAUGAAUCUUAAUUUUAAGGUGAAGGAGGAACCCGAGGAAGAGGAGCCCCUAAGUAUGCCUUUGCCUCGCUCCAGCUACGUGUUCAGCCCGGAACCGGAAGUGGUGACCCCUAGCCUCGCCGAGGACCCACUUACGCCCCAGGAAGGCAAGGGGAAUGUGUUAAGGCGAGACAUGUCGGCCAAGGCUGCCUCAGAACUUCUCAUGAAAUUGUCAGCGGAGAGCUACAAAGAGACGCACGCAGUGACGGUUAAAGAAGAGCCCAUGGAGGUGGACCUCCAGGGCUGCCCAGCCGCCAUAUCACCCAGCCGGAACCUGGGCUACAGCACUUUAAUGGGGCGAGAGAAAACCGAACCCUUACAGAAGCUUCCAGAAGGUCGAGUUCCCCCAGAGAGAAACCUCUUCAGCCAGGACAUCUCUGUGAAGAUGGCUUCAGAGCUUCUUUUUCAACUCUCAGAGAAAGUGAGCAAAGAACACAGUCACACGAAAGAGAACACCGUGCGGGCGACCUCCAGCCCUUUCUUUUCAGAAGACACAUUUAGACAAUCACCAUUCACCUCCAAUUCAAAAGAUCUGCUGCCUGGUGAACCCGCACUGCAUGGAAGACCGUCUGUUCCAGAGACAGAGAAGAUCAUCCUUGAGGCAGGAAACGGACUGCCAUCCUGGAAAUUCAAUGACCAGCUCUUCCCCUGUGACGUGUGUGGGAAAGUGUUCGGCCGACAGCAGACGCUGUCUCGGCACCUCUCCUUGCACACAGUUUUGGUUUCUCCCCCAGAGGAAAGAAAAUACAAAUGCCAUCUGUGCCCCUACGCUGCUAAGUGCCGAGCGAACCUGAACCAGCACCUGACUGUGCACUCCGUGAAGCUCGUCAGUACCGACACUGAGGACAUAGUCAGCGCUGUCACGUCUGAAGGCAGUGACGGGAAGAAACACCCUUACUACUACAGUUGCCACGUGUGUGGGUUUGAGACGGAACUCAAUGUUCAGUUUGUAAGCCACAUGUCUCUCCACGUGGACAAGGAGCAGUGGAUGUUUUCCAUCUGCUGCACUGCCUGCGACUUCGUCACCAUGGAGGAAGCAGAGAUAAAGAAUCACAUUGGCACCAAGCACACAGGGGAUGAUAGGAAGACCCCCAGUGAAUCAAACAGCCCUUCCUCAUCCUCACUGUCAACUCUGAGUGAUUCAGCCAAUGGCAAAGAUGACUCAGACAGCUCCCAGAAAAACAAGGGCGGGAACAACUUGCUGGUCAUCUCCGUGGUGCCCGGGAGCCAGCCCUCACUGAACAACGAGGAAAAGCCAGAGAAAGGGUUCGAAUGCGUUUUUUGCAACUUUGUCUGCAAGACGAAGAAUAUGUUUGAGCGCCAUCUGCAAAUCCACCUCAUCACCCGGAUGUUUGAGUGUGAUGUGUGCCACAAGUUCAUGAAGACCCCCGAGCAGCUGCUGGAGCAUAAGAGGUGCCACACUGUCCCGGCCGGUGGCCUCAAGUGCCCGUUCUGCAUUUACUCCACCAACCGCCCUGCUGCCAUGGAGUGCCACCUCAAGACCCACUACAAGAUGGAGUACAAGUGCCGGAUCUGCCAGACGGUGAAGGCCAACCAGCUGGAGCUGGAGACGCACACCCGCGAGCACCGCCUAGGCAACCACUACAAGUGCGAGCAGUGCGGCUACCUGUCUAAGACGGCCAACAAGCUCAUCGAGCACGUGCGCGUGCACACCGGGGAGCGGCCCUUCCACUGUGACCAGUGCAGCUACAGCUGCAAGCGCAAGGACAAUCUCAACCUGCACAAGAAGCUGAAGCACGCCCCCCGCCAGACCUUCAGCUGCGGAGAGUGCCUGUUCAAGACCACACACCCUUUCGUCUUCAGCCGCCACGUGAAGAAGCACCAGAGCGGAGACGGCCCUGAGGAGGACAAGAAAGGCCAGAGUCCAGCCUCCAGGGAGCCGGCUGGCCCUGGAGCCCCACUCCUGGUUGUGGGGGGUGGCCGGAGUCUCUUGUCCCCGCUGUCAGUCAUGUCUGCCUCUCAGGCUCUGCAGACCGUGGCCUUGUCGGCAGCCCACGGCAGCAGCUCAGAGCCCAACCUGGCACUCAAGGCCUUGGCCUUCAGUGGCUCCCCGCUGCAUCUUGACAAAUACCGGAACUCAGAUGUCGCCCAUCUCAUUCCCUUAACAAUGCUGUACCCCAGAAACCACCUGGAUCUCACAUUCCGCCCUCCCCGACCUCAGACCGCACCUCCCAGCAUCCCCUCACCCAAACACUCCUUCCUUGCCUAUCUUGGACUAAGAGAAAGAGCAGAGACUGUCUGAGGACAGCCGCGUUCUGUACCAAAAACCAAGAGACAGAGACAGGAAAAGACAGAAACCCGCAAAACUUAAAACACAACCCCAGCAGGUGUAUGUUGCUGCAAAACCUUCAGGCCCCACGGGUCUGGACCAUGUGUACUGUAUAUCAUUAGUAAGGAAUAGAAAAUUGGCUCUGUAUGUAUACCUAUUGCAUUGACCUAAAAGCUGCUUUAUCCAGUCUUCAGAGAGGUGACCUGCUGCCUACGUCUCCCUCCAGAGGCGUGCCUCCCCAGCCAUCACUCCCACUUCAGCCUUCCUUCUACUUCUCUGUGAAAGGAAUUUUGUCACGUUAGACCCUGAAGAGAGUGUCCUUAAUAGUAAUGAGCACUUGGAAUCUUCUCCACUGGUACAUUGGGUUUUCUGUUGGGUGAGUGGGGUCUUGUGGGCAUUUGUGGAUUGGAAAAGAAAAAGUGUGUGUGUGUGUGUGUGUGUGUGUGUGUGUGUGUGUGCUGUAUUGUGUGAUGUGUGGGGGUGGGUGUUGUAUUAUGUGUGUGCCAUGAUAUUUCUAUUGCACAUUCUUUUUAUACCAGCUCCUUUGACAGUGAUGAACAGUCUUGGCUUCCCAUCUGGACCGUUCAUCCACUACAUUCUCCCCACAUCCUCCACUGCCUUUCCUUCUCUAUUUUAUGGCUACAGAGUGGUAGGGCCUGGUGCUCAGAGGACGAAGAUCUGCAGGGUGCCAGGCCAUUUACAAUACAGUGCUCAAAGCCUGGAGUUCAGAUCUCCACUUAGGAAGAUGGAUAGAGUCAGGUGACAAAUCUCUUAAGAAAUGCCUCAAAACUCCACAGCUGACAUCGCAAAACCUGGGUGUUCUGUGUGUGCGCCCAUGUGGAGCGCGCACACACACACACACACACAAACACACAAAGGAGUACAUCCUUUUUAAAGGGCAGAACAUGUGUGUGCGUGAUAUAUUGAUUCAGUUAUCAUUGUUUGCAGGAAAAAAAAAUUGUGUGAGUGGAAAUGUUUAUGGUUGAUAAAUGCAGCCAAGGAGAUUAAAGGGGUUCGGAUGGAUUCUGGGUGUGAAAGCUCAGACUAAAAAGAAGCGGCAGCUUUGCACAGCGUGCUGGCCUUGCACUAGUUUGUUUCUCAUUGGGGAAAAGGAAUAAGUAAAUGAAAAGGAAGGAAAUGUACCUUUUUUAUGGAACGAGUAGACUGUAUGUUUGACAUUUUAGCUGCGACCUCUUUGACGUACAAGGAAGGACAGAACAAAACGGUGCUGCUCAGCCCCUGUGCCUCAGACGAUGCCCCAGGAUGCCCUACUGUGUGCAGAGCCUCUGGCUAGAGUGUGCCCUCCAUGUAUUAGUAACCCUGUAUUCCAUUUUGUUAACACCUAGCAGAUGUAGCCUGCUAGGAGCUGACUUUAUACUUAUUUAAAGCUCUUAUUUUAUGGUCAUUAAAAUGGCAGUUUCUGUGCAGCACUUUAUUGCGGCAGGAGAAGGUGUGGUCCAGUUGCGUAGCCCUUUGCUCAUCUUAAAAAAGUAAUGGAUGGCUUAAAAAAAGGAAAAGAAAACUGAAUCUGUUCACUACUUGGAUUUGUAAAACAGCCGAAUUUCCAGUAUGCAACAGGCUGAAAAGAGCGGGAAGAUAUGUGCUUUGUAUAAAAACGGGAAGUUUGGACUAGGAAAGGUUCUGUAUGAUCCCUCAGCGGAGGAGCUGGUGUCCAGGAGGAAUGCCGUUUUCCCACGCUGUACUAUCCUCCGUGAUACACGCCUUUCCGUUACUUUAACCAGGGGGAAAUCAAAGCAUCCCUAAAGUUCUUCCUCUAGUCACCGUUGCUUCCCUGAGGUGAAUGCAGUCGGACAGGAAGCCGGAGACGGAACAGUUCACGGCGUUGGCUCCUUAUCCCCUCAGCCUCCCUCUCCACACCUAGCAGGUCCCUGCCUCCCUCCCCACCCGCCAUCCCACCGUGGGUGAGGAGCCCGGUUAGGGCCCUGGCAAACAAGUUUACACUACAGAGAUGUCCACAAAGCAGGGAGAGCAGUCAGCUAGGCCAGAAGGGCCCCAGAGCCUCAGUCAUUCUGCAGAGACCUUUGCUCUUGGCCUUGUCUAACCCAUUGUUCAACUCGCCAUGUCACUAUCUCAGUAAAAGACACUAUAGACACUUCUGGACAAUGUGCCCCAAGGUCACUGGGUUUAUGGGUGGGUUUGUUGUUUUUUAUUUGCUUUUGCUUUUUUUUUUGUUUGUUUGUUUGUUUCAAAGUUAUGUCUUUAUCCCCAUUUAAUGGAGAAUGUGCCACUUGGCUAAUAAUGUGUUUUCAAAACUGCAGGUUCAGUGAGAAGGGGGAGGGGAUCACAGUGACUCCACCCCCAAGAGGUUGGCAGAAUGGUGACUCACAGAAGCACCGGCAGGUUAAGAACCUGAAUGGGUGUCCCUGAUCACGAGGACCCUGGGUUUAACAGCAUGUCACUUGUGCAAUAAGAGGUCUUCGGGUGGGAAUGUGAGAGUGAGGGGAGGUGGGCGGAGGCGUUUACUGCUCAAAUGCCAUGCAUUUCCACUGCUUGCCACUGAACCUGUAUUUGAAUGACUUAGUAAUGCUUAAUGUAAUUGGGCAACUUUUUUAGCACUUUGAAAAGAGUCAUCAAUCUUUCUGGUAAAUUAUAAAAAAAAAGUUUUCUGAGUGAGAAAACGUGUGUUUGCAGUUUGUUUGACUUUUUAUAUUAUUGUUGUUGUUAUUAAUAAAAAAAAAAAAGAAAGAAAAUCUACAGCAUUUUUCAGAGUCCACCUAGAUAAAAUGUGCCCCAGAAUCUGGUUUGCAGUUUGAUGCUUGGAGAAGGAUGUGUUCUGUAGAUCCCCUUCCCACAAAAACACUAACACCUUUGAGAAAGUGGCCUAGCAACUUUAGGGUCUCACUAUGCAUUCUCCCAGGAGAGCUGGCUUGGUUUUCCAUUUAGUGACACAGGUAGGGUUCGGAGCACUUUCUCUCUCCUGUCCUUUCUUUUCCUUCUUUCUUUUUUUUUUUUUUAACUCCUCAUAUUAUGUUCAAAUGAUCAUACUGUCAAGGUUUGUGUACAUUACUGAAAAUUUGUAUUGUAAAAAGCUUUUGCAUUACAAGGCUGUACAGGGUCAUUUUGACAGUAACUGGUAUUUUCCUCUGCAUCUUACGUUGCAUUGCCAAUUUCUAGUGUAUCAAGUUUGGAAGUAUAAUAUACUCUAAUUAAAAGAAAAAA
Apodemus sylvaticus (European woodmouse) is the source of this 7888-nucleotide messenger RNA. It is a transcript of the gene Znf827, whose product is annotated as zinc finger protein 827. The coding region runs from base 623 to 4681 and encodes 1352 amino acids. The record is from RefSeq and is a predicted model, not a curated record. Gene Ontology annotation, biological process: regulation of gene expression. The transcript is spliced from 14 exons. Lineage: Eukaryota; Metazoa; Chordata; Mammalia; Rodentia; Muridae. Gene Ontology annotation, cellular component: nucleus.